Molecule: messenger RNA, 1503 nt
Organism: Osmerus eperlanus (European smelt)
Lineage: Eukaryota; Metazoa; Chordata; Actinopteri; Osmeriformes; Osmeridae
Product: potassium voltage-gated channel subfamily D member 3-like
Exons: 2
Coding region: 397-1503 (368 amino acids)
Biological process (GO): potassium ion export across plasma membrane; protein homooligomerization
Cellular component (GO): dendritic spine; postsynaptic membrane; neuronal cell body
Molecular function (GO): protein binding; A-type (transient outward) potassium channel activity
Source: RefSeq, a predicted model, not a curated record
AUGCGCGACGGUGAGGUGUGACCGUUACACCCCGGUGGAGGUGUAGCCUAAAUGGAUCUCGGUCAACCGCCCUGCUGGAACCGCUAGAUCCAUUUGUGGAAAACAAAGAUACAACUUUUAGUUAAUUACAGAUACAUAUCCGUGUCUCGUUUUAGUCCCGUUACCGACAUCACUAGCAGUUCUCUCCGAUGUUACUCUCCGCUUCUUUCACCGUUCCGAAUAAAGGUCUUUUUUUCUCCUCGCGGUGCGCACUCGACUUAAGGAGUUAUAUUCCUGUGGCAUCUGUGGAAAAGAUCAUUACUGUCUUUCCGUGUUUGGAGAUGACAGUUGAGUCCCAGCCCAGCAGAGACUGAAGCAGCAGGGCAACCUGCAACCGGUGUGUGUGUGUGCGUUACCAUGGCAGCAGGAGUGGCAGCAUGGCUUCCCUUUGCGAGGGCUGCAGCUAUUGGCUGGAUGCCAGUGGCCAACUGCCCCAUGCCCGUCGCCCCGGGAGACCGCAGCAAGCGUCAGGACGAGAUGAUCGUCCUGAACGUGAGCGGGCGCCACUUCCAGACGUGGAGAAGCACGUUGGACCGCUUCCCGGACACCCUGCUGGGCAGCUCCGAGAAAGACUUCUUCUACGACGAACACGCCAACGAAUACUUCUUCGACCGCGACCCCGACGCCUUCCGGAGCGUCCUGAACUUCUACCGGACGGGGAAGCUGCACUACCCGCGGUGCGAGUGCAUCCAGGCGUACGACGAGGAGCUGGCCUUCUUCGGCAUCAUCCCGGAGAUCAUCGGCGACUGUUGCUACGAAGAGUACAAGGACCGGAAGCGGGAGAACGCAGAGCGUCUCCAGGACGACCAGGAGGACAACAAGGACGCGAAGCCCCCCAACAUGACGGUGCGGGAGACGAUGUGGCGGGCCUUCGAGAACCCCCACACCUCCACCAUGGCGCUGGUGUUCUACUACGUCACCGGCUUCUUCAUCGCCAUCUCCGUCAUCACCAACGUAGUGGAGACGGUGCCCUGCGGGGCCACGCCCAGCCAGAAGGACAUGCCGUGCGGCGAGCGCUACACGGUGGCGUUCUUCUGCAUGGACACCGCCUGCGUCAUGAUCUUCACCGUGGAGUACCUGAUGCGGCUGUUCGCCGCGCCCAGCCGGUACCGGUUCAUGCGAUCGGUUAUGAGCAUCAUCGACGUGGUGGCCAUCUUGCCAUACUACAUCGGCCUGGUGAUGACCAACAACGAGGACGUGAGCGGAGCCUUCGUCACGCUGAGGGUGUUCCGGGUCUUCCGCAUCUUCAAGUUCUCCCGUCACUCGCAGGGCCUGCGUAUCUUAGGUUACACGCUGAAGAGCUGUGCCUCGGAGCUGGGCUUCCUGCUCUUCUCCCUCACCAUGGCCAUCAUCAUCUUCGCCACCGUCAUGUUCUACGCCGAGAAGGGCUCCAGCUCUAGCAAGUUCACCAGCAUCCCGGCCUCCUUCUGGUACACCAUUGUGACCAUGACAACGCUAGGGUGA